AAGUUGUGCUCGUUAAGUAGCGAACUCAAUUUUCUAAUCGACGUUAGUCGACGAUUGUUCACCAAGGUAGAUCACAGCAAAGACGCCCCACUCUUAAAAAUAGAACUCGACGACAAUGAAAAAAGAAAGUCUAAUUGCAUUGGCCAUUUUCAUGGCAGUCUGGGCUGUCUCGCACGCAGACGCUUUAAACACCGGACAAGUGAGCCCAAUUUCAGAAAAGACCAGGACAUCCUGGAACAGAACUUUUACCUUGGACGAGGCGCACAAAAAGUGCGCUGAAUAUCUGAGAACGACACUCGCCGAAUUUCUGCAGAAAGUCAAUAAAACAGCCAACAAUGACGGCACUAAAAAUAUGGGGCAGAAAGUUGAGGACGAGUUGAAUAAGAAAAUUCACGCACUGAUGGGCAAAUGUGAUCCAACAACCCUCGGAGUGUCUCAAUUUGUUUCCACUAAGGUUGAACCAAAGGAGAGAAGUCUAAGAGUUGAGCAACUGGUGAUCCAGAAAAUACAACUGACGCCCAACUUGAGGAAGGUUGGCAGCAGUGACAACAUUCCAAUGAAUUGUACCAACACGGACGUAACGCCCAAACCAGUCAUGGCUAUGAGAACUUUAUCGAGUAUGGAAUGCAUGGAAAGUCAAGCAGAUUUAGUUGCCGAGUGGUUGAAUCAGAAAUAUCAAUUGGACGACAACGCCAUCCUGAUCGAAGACUUGCGGAAGGAGUUGGCCGCGUGCAAACUGAAUUUCACCACCAUUCACAAUGCAGACGUGAAGAAGAUAGCAGACGAUAAAUAAAGAAAUGGAUCAACUUAGAAAAUCUCUCGCCGACAAGGACGCAGAAAUCGCUCGAUUGAAAUCAGAAAAGACGGCCGUAGAUCAAAACAACCAAGAAAUUGAGUGCAGAGAAAGUCGAAUGUGAAAACCAAGUUAAGAUUCUUAAAGGACAAGUUCAGACACUGGAAACGAGCGCGACCAAACUCAUUGAGAAAACUCUGUGCGAAGAACAGAAAAAGCAACAAGAACAAAGUCUGACGAUGAAAUGCGAUGAAGAAAAAAAGAUUAUCGCUGCUGGUGCGACUGAAUGUGCCAAUAAAGUGGAACAACUCAAAAAUGAAAUGUCAGUGCUGAUAACCCAAAGAGAAGCUGAAGGCAAACGAUGUUCGGAUGAAAUAAAAACGCUGACCACUACAAUAUCGAAUUCUGUCGAUAAAGCCAUUCACGAAGACCUCAAACGUCAAUGUGAACAAGAAACAAACGAGAAAAAGAAAUGCCAAGAAGAAAAGGCUAUUCAGAAAACUACAAUUGAUAAUCUUACAACGCAGCAACAACUGCUCAACGAAUCGUGUUCGACGAGCCUGUCUGCCAACAUCGUGACAAUCAAUAAUCUCCAAACUUUGCUCGAAAAUGAGAAGAAUUCUGCAACUUCUCUUGCCACACAAUUGCAACAAUGCAACCAAAACGCAGUGGAUUGCGCGACAAAUGCCAGCCAGAAAGAACAGGAAUGGGCUAAAAAAGAAAGUGAACUACAGGGUGAAAAUAAAAAAUGUCAAGACGAAAAAGCUAGUCAGAAUAUUAUGAUUGAAAAUCUCAAAAUACAGCAACAGCAAGUUAACGAAUCGUGUUCCGCGACCCAGUCUGCCAACAGCCUGACGAUCAAUAAUCUACAAACUUCGCUUUCAAACGAAAAGAAUUCUGCAGCUUCUCUUGCAGCACAAUUGCAACAGUGCAACCAAAACGCAGUGGACUGCACGACGAGUGCCAACCAGAAGGAACAGGAUUGGAUUAAAAGAGAAACUGAACUACAGGGUGAAAAUAAAAAGUGCGCAGAUGAAAAGGCUAGCCAAAAGAUUACUAUUGAUAAUCUCAUAAUUCAGCAACAACAAUUGAAUGAGUCUUGUUCGGCGAGCCAAUCUGCCAACACGUUGACGAUCGAUAACCUACAAACUUCACUUGCGACCGAGAAGAAUUCAGCCUUCUCUCUUGGAACACAGUUGCAGCAAUGCAACCAAAAGACAGCCGAAUUAAUGACGAAUGUUGGCCAGAAGGAGCAAGAGUGGACUACGAAGGAAACUGAACUGCAGGCUGAAAAGAAGAAAUGUGACGAUGCGAUAACUAAUCUCCAAAUAGGCAUUCAACAAGCCAACGCACAGCACGCGAACGAAUUAAAGACAUGCCAAGAUAGCAAUGCUGCUUCCAAAUCAGAAACGACUAGACUUGAAGUUGUAGUUAACGAG
This is a messenger RNA of Daphnia magna, 2232 nucleotides long. RefSeq lists its product as uncharacterized. Bases 116 to 793 code for a protein of 225 amino acids. The record is from RefSeq and is a predicted model, not a curated record. Lineage: Eukaryota; Metazoa; Arthropoda; Branchiopoda; Diplostraca; Daphniidae. The transcript has 6 exons.